This is a messenger RNA of Arctia plantaginis, 1119 nucleotides long. The record is from the annotation of a GenBank genome assembly. Lineage: Eukaryota; Metazoa; Arthropoda; Insecta; Lepidoptera; Erebidae.
AUGGCUGCGCUAAGGGUAUUCAGUCGUAAUUUACCAUAUUUACGACAGCAGUUUUCCGCUUUAUUAGGAAACACAUCGCCAUCGGUGAAGUUCAUUUGUGUAGUAGUUACUAUAGGGUAUAUUCUGUCGUUUUCCGACGAUGUUGUGGACGUUCUUAGUGUCACUCCAGGGUAUUUGUUGCCACCUUCUUUUCAACUGUGGUCCACUUUCACAUUCUGGUUUCUCGAGAUACAUUUGUGGGAAGUGAUCAUCGACAUUGUGACUGUAGGGUUGUGUGGGAAACUAAUAGAACCAUUAUGGGGUCAAAUGGAAAUGAUGAAGUUUUUCCUGCUGACAAACUUCGGUGUUGCUUUUCUGACGACGUUCUACUAUUUAGUGAUAUUUGCGUGUACAGGGCACCCAUCCUAUUUGUUUGAUAUUCAUGUACAUGGGCUGGCGGGGUAUUUGGCUGCGGUGAGUGUAGCAGUUAAGCAGAUAAUGCCAGAUCAUCUGCUGAUAAAAACACCUCUAGGCAAGCUGACUAAUAGAUCGCUGCCACUGUUGAUCCUAAUUGCAGCUAUAAUUUUGUGGGCUAUUGGUGCUUUAGAAGGCACAUACCCUUGUAUGUGGGGAAGUGGAACCAUUCUCUCAUGGAUAUAUCUGAGAUUUUGGCAGAGGCACAGCAGUGGGACUAGAGGAGACAUGGCUGACAAUUUCAGUUUUGAUAAUUUCUUCCCAACAGUCCUACAGCCAGUGGUGCGAGGAAUCCUUGGUCCACCGCACCGCUGUUUGGUGCGCAUGGGGCUAUGUUCUCCAAGUCAACGUCGCGUGCACCUCGCACUCAGUCCUCGGGGAGUCACUAUAUCCAUGCCGGGAGUGGAGCCCCAAGAUAUGGAAAGACGGAGACAAAUCGCGCUCAAGGCCUUGAGCGAGAGAUUAUCGAAGACUUCUGAACAAACGCGGCAAAAGAAUCUAUCUACCAAAGUGAACAUAGAUGCAGUGAGGAAGAUGCAAUCACAAGUUAUCCCGCAGUUUCCUGCAGAGGGCGCCGCCACUCAAGGACCCUCUCCGCCUCCCGCGGAAGCCACCUUAGUCGACCUAGGAACGGAACCAACGCCACCUACCACUAAACAAUCAUGA